Ostreococcus tauri is the source of this 1209-nucleotide messenger RNA. Its product is annotated as Fructose-bisphosphate aldolase, class-I. The record is from RefSeq and is a predicted model, not a curated record. Gene Ontology annotation, biological process: glycolytic process; fructose 1,6-bisphosphate metabolic process. The transcript has a single exon. Lineage: Eukaryota; Viridiplantae; Chlorophyta; Mamiellophyceae; Mamiellales; Bathycoccaceae. The coding region runs from base 1 to 1209 and encodes 402 amino acids. Gene Ontology annotation, molecular function: fructose-bisphosphate aldolase activity. Gene Ontology annotation, cellular component: cytosol.
AUGGUGAUGUCGGCGCGCGUCGCGCCGCGCGCGGGGGCGAUCGGGGCCCGGCGCGCGCGAUGCGCGACGCGAUCGACGACGACGACGAGGACGACGACGCGCGCAUCGGUCACCGCGCACGGCCCGACGUCGUGCCACGGCGGCGCGCAUCUCACGAGCGAGCGCAAGGCGGAGCUCGAAGCGAUCUGCGCGGCGAUCGGGCGGGCGGGUAAGGGGAUCACGGCGUGUGACGAAGGCCCGGGGACGAUCGGUACGCGUUUCGAGAACGUGGGGGUGACGAACACGGAGGAGAACCGACGGGCGUACCGACAGAUGCUGUUCGAGACCCCUGGGGCGAACGAGUACCUGAGCGCGGCUAUUUUGGAUCCGGAGACGCUGUAUCAAAAGAGCACGACGAACGGGAAGUUGUUCCCGGAGGUCCUGAGCGAUUUGGGCAUCGUCCCGGGCGUGAAGCCGCACCUCAAGGUGUACGCGCUCCCGGGACAGAGUGGGGCGACCGUGAUGCAAGGCUUGGACUCGCUCGCGAUGCGUCUUGAGGAGUAUAAGAAGGCUGGAUGCAAGUUUGCCAAGUGGCGGUCGCCGAUGGACAUCGACAUCGCGAACGGUCAGCCGAGCGAACUCACGAUCGAGACCAACAUGAAGGACUUGGCUCGAUACGCCCUCAUCUGCCAAGACGUCGGUCUCGUGCCGAUCGUCGAGCCGGAUAUCUCGCUCAAGGGUGAUCACGACCUCGAGACCGCGGUGCGGGUCAAUCUCAAGGUGCAAAGCAUGCUCUUCAAGUCCAUGGUCGACCACGGCGUGUACAUGGAGGGCGCCUUGCUCAAGUCCAACAUGGUUAACCCGGGGAAGAAGUGCCCGAUCAACUACACGGUCGACGAACUCGCGAUCGCGAACCUUCAAGUAUUCCGACGAUGCUUCCCGACCGCCAUGGUGAGCGCCAACUUCUUGUCCGGAGGUCAGUCGCUCGAAGACGCGUGCGCGCGCCUCGACGCCAUCAACAAGCACAAGACCGCCAAGGACCCGUGGAACCUCUCCUUCUCUUGGUCUGCCGCGCUUCAAAUGCCGCUCUUCGAGCUCUGCCGCGGUAAGACGGAGCUUCCGCUGAAGGAGAUGGGCGAGCUCUACAUCGCAGAGCUUGAAAAGGCUGGCGCCGCCGCGCUCGGCACGUACAACCGCAACGGCAAGGAGGGCGACCACUCCGCCAAGUGA